AUGUCCAAUCGCCGCCACAGAUUCACCCACGACCACGACGACGACAACUCCUCCUCGCCUGAACCCAUUGUGAUAGAGAGAAGGCCUCAGGUGCGUACAUACCGCAUCCUUCACCCCCGCCCCCGAUCUCGAUCUCCAGCCCGCAAACUGACACUGGCGUCCAAGUUGUACAACCUUUUCAAAGUCCGCAAGAAGAAAGUCCACAUCAUCGAGGAAGAACCCAUCCGCCGCCGGGAGAGACAUAUACGAUCGCCGAGUUUCUCCUCGCCAUCAUCAUCAUCCCCCACACCUCCUCCACCGCCGCCACCAUCAACACCACCAAGGGUUUACCGUCCCAUGUCCUCCAGGAUGGAAGGGGACGUGUACGCGUCCCUGCCGCCCGAGCUGCCGCCCAGGGUCAGACACCACAACCACCACCACAAAGAUGGCCACGUUGACAUUGCCAAUCUUGUCGAGCGCAUACCAUCAGAGCGCCUGAGGAAGGUCAAGAUCGUACAUGGCCACACCGACAGACGCCACCCGGACGACGAAGAGGCGUAUCCUCGAGUCGAGACUCCUGGCUCACCGCACAACAAGAGGCGCGACAGCGGUAAGUACUACGUCACGACGACCAUGAGCGACGGCGAGCCGAGCAGCGUACGCAGAAAGGAGUACGAGCGCCACCGCCGACACGGUUCGAGCAGCACAGACGCCGACGUUGAGAAAUUGUACGACGACCUCGAGAGGGAGAGGCGGCACCGUCGCGAAGCCGAGAGGGCAGCCGCGCACGCCGAGGAGAAGGCGACAAAGUACAAGGACGAGCUGGAUCGGGUGGAGAGAGAGCGGCACAUCGAGAAGAGGGAACGUGAUAUUCUGGAACGCGAGAAGCGUCUGAGUCAAGAGCGAGAGAAGAGGUUGAGUCAGGAACGCGAGAUGGACCGCGAGCGUGAGCGCGAACGCGAACGUGAACGUGAGAGAGAGCGUGAUCGCGUCCACGCUGGAGGAGGAAGGGUCGUCGAGAUCAGGCCCCGGCCUGUCGUUACAAGGGAUAGGCACGAUAUCGUGGUCGUGCACAACUCGAGAGAUAGGGACAGAGACACGGCGCCUGGCACGGGGGGCGCCGCAUCGGCGCUCGAUAGGGCGAGGAGCGAUUUCAAUGUCCAGCAGAGACGACAACAGUUUGAGGAGAGGAGACCACUGACGGGUGGUGGAAGGGCCAAUGUCGGACCUCAGCAGGUUGUCAUUGUCGAUGACGGUGAUGAUGAUGACUAUCGCGUGAGGCCGCGACGUUGA
Molecule: messenger RNA, 1272 nt
Organism: Exophiala spinifera
Lineage: Eukaryota; Fungi; Ascomycota; Eurotiomycetes; Chaetothyriales; Herpotrichiellaceae
Exons: 1
Coding region: 1-1272 (423 amino acids)
Source: RefSeq, a predicted model, not a curated record